AUGGAACCACAACCCAAACGACAACGCAUCGACGAAUCCAACCAUGAUCCCAGUGAGACCAAGGUGGAGACAUCCCGCGAUCUCUACUUGGAUACCAUCAAUCGCCACAUGCUCGACUUUGAUUUCGAAAAGCUGUGCUCCGUUUCUCUCUCGCCCAUGAAUGUCUACGCGUGUCUCGUUUGUGGCAAAUACUAUCAAGGUCGUGGCAAAUCAUCGCAUGCUUAUUUCCAUAGUAUCCACAAGGAUCAUCACGUAUUUAUCAAUUUGCAUACGCUCAAGGUGUACAUUUUACCCGAUGGAUAUGAAGUCGACGAUCCUUCCCUUAAUGACAUCAAGUACGUUUUGAACCCCACAUUGACCAAGCAACAAGUCAGCAACUUGGAUGCCAACCUCAAAGCGUCUUACGAUCUCAACAACAAAAAGUAUCUUCCUGGUUUUGUGGGUCUCAACAAUGUUAAAGCCAACGAUUAUGUCAAUGUGGUGAUACAAGCACUUGUCCAUAUUCCACCUCUUCGCGAUUAUUUUAUUCUCCAAGAUUUUGAAAAGCAAGAGAAAUCACAACUUGUUACACGAUUCGGUGCUCUUGUAAGGAAAAUGUGGAAUCCUCGAGCCUUCAAAGGUCAAGUCAGUCCUCAUGAACUACUCCAAGAAAUUUCCAAUGCAAGUGACAAGCGAUUCCGCUUAACAGAGCAAAGCAAUGCCAUUGAUUUCCUCUCCUGGUUCCUCAACACACUGCACAGAGACCUUGGUGGUACCAAAAAGAGAAAUAGCAGUAUCAUUACAAAGAUCUUUCAAGGCGAAGUGAAAGUAGAAUCUCAAACGGUGGGCCCCAGUGGACCUGUGGCGGGUCAAAAGGAAAUUGCUGUUUUUGAUGAGGAUCGAGAAAUCAAAACAAGCCAAAUACCCUUUCUUUUCCUGGCACUGGAUUUACCACCUGCUCCCUUGUACCAAGAUGAAGCUGAGAAGAAUAUCAUUCCUCAAGUCCCUUUGACAACGAUUCUUCAAAAAUACGAUGGCAAACAAGUUCAGGAAACUGCCAACCAAAAGAGGCGAUAUCAGAUCACUCGUCUUCCCCAGUACCUCAUCUUCCAUAUCAAGCGAUUCAACAAGAACAAUUGGACCCUUGAAAAGAAUCCUACCAUUGUCAACUUUCCUAUCAAGGAUGUGGACAUGAAGAGCUUUACCAACAUGCCGGAUGCUGACAAGGUGGGCACGCAUUAUGAUUUACUGGCGAAUAUUUGCCAUGAGGGCAAGCCUGAAGCAGGCCAAGGCACAUACAAGGUGCAUGUACGACAUCGGGGUACAGAGCAAUGGUAUCAGAUUCAGGAUCUUAUUGUUGAGGAGAUUAUGCCACAAAUGAUCUUUUUAUCCGAGAGUUAUAUCCAGAUUUGGGAACGAAAACAAGAACAACAAUAA
Lichtheimia ornata is the source of this 1416-nucleotide messenger RNA. RefSeq lists its product as uncharacterized. The transcript is spliced from 12 exons. Bases 1 to 1416 code for a protein of 471 amino acids. Gene Ontology annotation, molecular function: zinc ion binding; cysteine-type deubiquitinase activity. NCBI's taxonomy places the organism in Eukaryota, Fungi, Mucoromycota, Mucoromycetes, Mucorales, Lichtheimiaceae. The record is from RefSeq and is a predicted model, not a curated record. Gene Ontology annotation, biological process: protein deubiquitination; mRNA processing; spliceosomal complex assembly.